Fonsecaea nubica is the source of this 1059-nucleotide messenger RNA. RefSeq lists its product as hypothetical. Gene Ontology annotation, molecular function: ATP binding; inositol-1,3,4,5,6-pentakisphosphate 2-kinase activity. The coding region runs from base 1 to 1059 and encodes 352 amino acids. Gene Ontology annotation, cellular component: nucleus. The transcript has a single exon. Gene Ontology annotation, biological process: inositol phosphate biosynthetic process. The record is from RefSeq and is a predicted model, not a curated record. Lineage: Eukaryota; Fungi; Ascomycota; Eurotiomycetes; Chaetothyriales; Herpotrichiellaceae.
AUGUCCCUGUCACCUCAUCGAUCCUCCUCAUCAUGCCCCUCGAGCCUGAUCACCGCCACCCUCCAGCUGCAAUACCUGGCCGAAGGCGCCGCCAACGUCAUCUACAGCGUCUCCGUCCUGUCACCGCAGUCUCUUCAGCAACACUCAAACUGCUGCGUCAUACGUCUCCGCAAAGACCUCGCCUUCACGAAACCGGCGGUGCAGGUCAUAUCGGAAUUUCGGGACCGCAUCGUACCGCUUUUCAACAAGGAGCACGGAUCAUUGCUGCUGGAGCAGGCGUUGUAUAAGCUCACGCCAGAAAUGGUGAGUAGGGCAAACGAGGAAUUGCGAGAGAUGGACAGCGUGGAUUUAUCUGCCCUUUCGGCAGAAGACGUCAAAGGCAAAAAGAUCCGCCAUCAUCACCGACGACACGUCUAUUUGCCCUCAUACGAGAAUGAGCAGUAUGGAAUUCUGAUGCAGAACUUGCAGGGCCCAGGGAUCGACUGGCUAGUCGAGUUCAAGCCCAAAUGGCUGGUGCAAAGUCCCAGUGCGCCUGUAGACGCAAGAAACUGCAGGACGUGUGCACUUAAUGCAAUGCGGAGAAAAGCUGGAGCUCACCAAGGGAGAGGUGACUCGGGGUUUUGCCCGUUGGAUUUGUUGGCGGAUGAACAUGCAGUGUUGAAGCGGACGCUGGCGAAUAUCUGGCCACUCGAGAAUGGAAUUGACGACUUUGUGACGGUCUUUGCAGAAAAGGUCCAGCCUGCCUUGAGACAUCUUCAGACUCUUCAGAAAGAGUAUGGGUGCGUGGCAUUGGACGAUUUUCUCCACCCAGCUGGCAAGGACUUUGGCGUGGCCAUGGCGUUGAGGGACUGCAGCGUCUUUCUAGCUCUCAGGCGGAGUACCAACGCCGGCGAUGGGGGGGUUGAUGUUGUAGACGUCAAGCUUGCGGACCUAGAUCUCAAGACGGCCGAAGGAGGCAAGAUCCACAAAUGGGCGACCAUGGAGCAAGAGCUUCUUGACGGUGGCUGGUAUCAGAGCUUGGACGGGUCGGAUUGUUGGAUGAGCCGUCGGCACCUCUGA